Messenger RNA from Priapulus caudatus, 2559 nucleotides. RefSeq lists its product as uncharacterized. Gene Ontology annotation, cellular component: extracellular region. The coding region runs from base 47 to 1615 and encodes 522 amino acids. Gene Ontology annotation, biological process: carbohydrate metabolic process. The transcript has 7 exons. The record is from RefSeq and is a predicted model, not a curated record. NCBI's taxonomy places the organism in Eukaryota, Metazoa, Priapulida, Priapulimorpha, Priapulimorphida, Priapulidae. Gene Ontology annotation, molecular function: chitin binding; protein binding.
CUCACCACUCGCCGCCGCCGCCGCCGCCGCCGCCACCUCAACGACCAUGAAGAUCCUCAUCGUCGUCUGCACACUUGCUGUUGUGUGUGCCGCCGCCGUGCCGCAUAAACGGCUGGGUGUGCCGCUGACGGCCGAGGAUGACUGUAACCCAAACAUCGGUGCACUGAACUACUCCGCUGAUCCUAACCAUUGCCAGAUAUUCUACCAGUGCGACCACGGAUGGCCCAAGAUCAAGAUCUGUCCCGGGGAUACGGUGUGGACGCCGACAGAAGAGAGAUGCCUGGAUCCAUACGACGCAGAAAAUGUGAUCUGUGCCUACGUGCGGCCCGAGAGACCGAUCGUAAUCGGUGCAGACGGGGAGGAGAUCAUUCAAUUGUACGAGGCGUGUGAGUUUCAGUGUGAGAGUGGCGAGGAUUGCAUCGCUUACACGGGAGUAUGUGACGGCACACCGCACUGCACAGACGCAUCAGAUGAACUCGACUGCGCCGCACCAUGCGACGAGAAUAACUGCAGGCUUCCUAACUGCCGCUGCACGUCUGCCGACAUACCUGGCGGACUCACACCCAACGAGGUUCCACAGCUAGUGAUGCUCGCCUGGGACGAAGCUGUGAGAUUAGAAGACUACAACCACCUCUACCAACAGAUCUUCAAGAAGGUCGGAGCUGGCAGACGACAGAGGGAGCCACGCACGAACCCGGACGGCUGCCCCCUGGUGGGCACUUUCUUCACUAGCCAUCAGUUCACGGACUAUGCCGCUGUACAAAGUCUUUACUCAGAAGGCAACGAGUUUGCCACGCACUCCGUCAGUAAGCGACUGCCAGCAGCGUACUGGCGUGACUCGACCGUACGCACGUGGAGCGAAGAGAUACUCACCAACCGUCUGCUCCUCUCCACGCUCGGUCACGUGCCCGUCGCCGACAUCGUCGGCAUGCGCGCCCCCUACCUACAGACGGCAGGUGACGCCACCAUCGACAUGCUGGCAGAGCGCGGGUUCGUCUGGGAUUCUAGCUUCGCUACAGACGUGAACGACCCGCCACUGUGGCCGUACACCUUCACCUACCGUUCCACGGCAGGCUGCGCCGUCGCUCCCUGCCCCGUCCGCUCCCACCCAGACGUAUGGGAGAUCCCCCUGGUAGACUGGAUCGACACUAACGACACUCUGUGUGAGAACGUGGAUAGUUGUUACUUCCCUAACGACAAGGCGGAGGCGCUGGAGCUGCUGCGCACUAACUUUGCUCGUCACUACGAGACUAACCGAGCUCCGUUCCCGAUCAACCUUCGCGCACGCUGGUUCCUUAACGACGGACACCACAACCUAGAGGCACUGCAGGAGUUCCUGGACGAGCUAGCGGGACUGCGUGAUGUCUACUUCGUCACCUACAGUCAGGUCGUACAGUGGAUGAGAGCUCCCCGCCGCGCCUCCGAUAUGCCUGGCUUCUUCGACUGCCGCCAGACGGAGCAGCGAGAGCGACUCUGCGAGCGACCGAACCUGUGUGGAUAUUUCAACAUCACGUAUCAGCCCAACGACGAGGAACACCCGGGGGAGCGCUACUUCCAGACCUGCUCAGAUUGCCCCGAGACUUACCCUUGGGUGGAGCCACUCGAGCGCCUGUAAGACGGCCGCUAGGUGGCGUCCCGCCCCGACGACGCGCGGAGGAUGACCACUUGUUUUCCGCGAGUGAACGUCCGCCAUUUUGCGCGAAGAUUUUCGUUAAUUUAAUAUUUUAUUCGGUCACUUUUGCACCAGAGAGCUCUAUAACCGCUAACGCACUCCGCUAGGAAUGAAGGGGGCAAGCAGUGAGGGCGGCCUGCGCACAACACAUGUACAUACAACGGCUGUAGAAUCUUGCCAACGAUUCCGUAUAGAAAUUAGUAGAAUGUUCAAUAGAGGCAUCAGCCUCACGAUAUCACUCCCGUCUUGCUUUUAUCGAGGAAAUCAAUCUCGCGUGUGUACAAAAAAUGCGCCUAUAGUUCCUUUGCAGCGCGUUAUUUAUGCGAUAAGAUGUAGAUUAAGUAUAUACGUAUAAAUGUAAAUGACAGAUUGUGAAGUUAAACCCACUAAACGCGUAUUCCUGCAACAGAGCAUCUGCUGAUAACGUUAUAACUAUAGCCGUGUCCGUCCGGAUGGCUAUUUUACAGGGCGUUUUUGCAGGAAGCCUGCGUCGGCAUUACAUGGUUCGUUCAAAAGAUUUGCCAACCUGAUAGGAAGCAGUUUUAUGCCUCGUUAUUCUCUCAUCCAUGUCGAAAUGAUUCUGUAAAUACACCGUGAGCGUGUUUUAAUUGUGUAUUUUAGCUGUAAUGACUCGAUUCUAUUUCAGCCGCCCAUCUCUGCAGCGUUGAGUCACGCUCACGCGUUGUUAGUUUUAGAUUAAAAAACGCCGUAUUGUGGGAGGUUCGCCUGUGCUAAAAAACGCCGUAUUCAUAUGGCGGCACAAACAUGGCUGCCACAUGGCGGCACAAACAUGGCGGCCACGGGAUAGAAGCCCGAAUUCUCACUAACUGCACGAAGUAACGCUUAUAAUUGUAUGUAUGUACAUAAACAUUUGCUUCGACUUUAUG